CGCCCCAUUUCAGAGGAGCCUUCUUGCUAGACGCCUGAAAAUGAAGAGAGCCAGUCUGUUCGUCCUGCUCUCUAGUUUCUGGACUGGAGGUCUUGCAGACAGCAGCACGGCCUCUACGCGGCCUACCCCGGAGGGUGGACGUCCUCAGCAAGAGAUGACCCCAGUGUUCAUUCCUCUAAAUAAAACACACGGUCUUCCAAUGCCACCCGCUGCUGACGUCAUCUCACCCACAGCUCCCGAGGCAAGCACCACUAAAGAAAGUCUGCUCUCAAAGCCGCUUUCCUCCGAGGUGAGCGCACCACCCGGGCUGGAGAGAAAGGAAACUCUCACAUCCAAGGAGAAGACAGAAGAGGGAAUGAUAAGGUCACAAAAGAUUGUCCUCCCGACCAAUCCUGGCCUCAAAAUUAGCCCUGGGGCAGAAUCAGUGGUGCUGUCCAAUUCUACACUGAAGUUCCUUCGCAGUUUUGCCAGACCGUCGAAUCAACAAGAGAGCUCCCGAGAGUCAGGUGGAGAGAUGGGGAAUCGAUCCCCACGGGAAACCUUUCUCAGCAGAGGUGGCACCCCUGGAAGCCAAAGAGCCAAGUCUGAAAAGGCAGCUUUCGAAACGACUCGAGGAAAGAAUUGGUGUGCAUAUGUGCACACCAGGCUAUCUCCUACAGUGAUAUUGGACACCCAGGUCAGUCAUGUUCCAGAGAGGAGAGGGACCUGUGGAUGGUACCAAGGAUUCUGCCCUCAGAGGUCUCAGAAAAUAUCAAAUCCUGUCUAUAGGAUGCAACAUAAAAUCGUCACUUCAUUGGACUGGAAGUGCUGUCCUGGAUUCAGUGGACCGAACUGUCAACUAAAAGCUCCAGAACAGCAGCCAUUGAUACACAGCCCCCAGGAUGAGAGUCACACAGCUGUCGACAACAGGACAACCGCUCAACAGCAGCAGCAGCAGCCGGACUGUGCUGACCCAGCAGUGAUGCAAAAAGUGACCGAACAGAUGAACAACCAGGCAAUGAAGCUGACUCUUCUGCAGAAGAAGAUUGACAAUAUUUCUUUGGCUGUGAAUGAUGUACAGAGCACAUACACCUCCCUUGAAGGGAAAAUCAGUGAAGAUAAAGGCAGAGAAUUUCAAUCUUUUCUAAAAGGUCUAAAAUCCAAAAGCAUUAAUGAGCUGGUCAAGGGACUAGUAAAAGAACAGUUUAAAAGUUUUCAAAAUGAAAUGCAAGAGACUGUAGCCCAGGUUUUCAAGACUGUAUCAAGCCUAUCAGAGGGCCUGGAAGACACCAGGCAAUUGAUUCGACAAGUUAACGAAUCCGUGGUUUCCAUAGCCAUCCAGCAAAAGUCUGUUUUAAUCCAAGAAAAUAUACCCACUUUGACUGAUCUCCUGAAUCUAAAGAAUAACAUUGUGAAUGUAAGGCAAGCAAUGGCUUCCACGUGUGAGAAGCCCAUUAAAGAACUAGAAACCAAGCAGGCGCAGUUGGAAGGCGCCCUGGAACAAGAACACUCAAGAACCCUCCUGUACUAUGAAACGCUCAAUCAGACUUUUUCAAAAAUGAAAGAGGUACACAAGCAGCUUUUAUCAGAGAAACCAGUCUCAGUUCAGAAGAAUGUUCCAGAUAGCAAUGAUGGCACUGAGCACAUGUCCACUCUGCAGGAGAACAUCAAGAAACAGGGUUUGAUGAUGUUGCGAAUGUUUGAUGAUUUAAACAUUCAAAACAAUAAAAUACACAAUCUCACCAUCUCGUUGGAGAAGGAGAAAGCAUCUGUCAGAGGCAAGUGUGAAGACUUAUUUUCAAAGUGCAGGAAAGAUUUCAUGUUGCAAAUGAAGGGCACUGCAGAAAAUGUGCAUGUUUUGAACCAAACAUUGGCUGACGUUCUCUUUCCAAUGGAUACCAGGAUGAAUAAAAUGAGCGAGCAACUAAAUGAUUUGACGUAUGAUAUGGAGAUUCUCCAACCAUUGCUAGAGCAGGGAGCAUCGUUAAAACAGACCGUGAAAUAUGAACAAUCAAAAGAAGCAGUAGCAACCAGGGAAAAAGUGGACUAUCUGGCUAGUGCAGUCGACAACCUAAAAUUUCUUAUCAGAGAACUUACCAAAAAACACAGCUCACUUAGAAGUGAAACCCAGCAUCGUGGUGAUGCUUUAGAAACGCGCCUCAAUGACUACACCUUAGCAGCAGAAGAUGGCUUAAAUAAGACAAUGACCAUUAUAAAUAAUGCCAUUGAUUUUAUUCAAGACAACUAUGUGUUAAAAAAUACUUUAAGUACAAUAAAGUAUAAUCCCCAAGUUCAUCAUGAGUGUUCCCAAAAGAUGGACACUAUUUUGUCCUUCAUUCCUCAACUUCAACGUUUGAAUAAGUCUAUUGCUCUGUUAGUGAAUGACAAUCAAAGAUAUAACUUUGUUUUGCAAGUUGCCAAGGCCCUUGCAGAUAUACCUGAAGAUGAGAAAUUAAGUCAUGCCAGCGUCCAAAAGAUUUAUCAAAUGCUAAAUGAAACUACUUCCAAAAUGAUGAAAUAUCAGGAACAUAUGAGUCUUUUGGAAGAAAAAAUACUUUACAUCACAAAUACUUCCAGAAAUUAUGAAACUCGGUUUCAAGGCAUUGAGUCCAAAGUGACCCAGGCCCUCAUACCUUAUUAUAUUACACUCCAAAACGGCCAGGUGGAUACGAAUGGGAGAGAUCAAGCUCUUCAACUGCAGGUAUUAAAUUCCAGAUUUAAGGCUCUAGAAGCAAAAUCCAUCCAUCUGUCAAUAAACUUCUCUUUGCUUAACAAGACCCUCCACGAAACUGUAAUGAAGUGUCAUAAUGCUUCCACAAGUAUCUCAGAAGUGAAUGCAACGCUACCUAAGAGGAUAAAGGCUUUCCUGCCAGAUAUGCAGCUGCUUCAGAAAGGUCUGACAGAGUUUGUAGAAUCGAUCAUUGAAAUAAAAACUCGAGCUGCUCUAUCUAAUUUAACUUGGUAUAUAGACCAAUCAUUGUCUGGCAGUCUUGCAAAUAUACUUAAGUCUCAGAAGCAAGUGAAAUCGUUGCUGAAGAAACCGAACACAUUUAAGAAGCCAACAGUGAAUGUCACUACUUACCUGGUUGGUCGAGCUCAAAGGAACAUAGACAACAUUAUAUAUCCUGGUAAGUUAUUCUCGGACAACAGACCUUUGCCUGUGAUGAGAAGUGUGACUCGGAAGGACGGAUCUAGCAGCACUGCGCAGGAUGCUUCCAGACAGCGAAAUUUUUCCAAAGGAUCUUACAGAUAUGCACCAAUGGUAGCAUUUUUUGCAUCUCAUACACAUGGAAUGACUACAGCGGGUCCAAUCCUGUUCAAUAACUUGGAUGUCAAUUACGGUGCAUCCUAUACCCCAAGCACCGGGAAAUUCAGAAUUCCCUACCUCGGCGUGUAUGUUUUCAAGUAUACCAUUGAGUCCUUCAGUGCUCAUGUCUCUGGGUUUUUAGUGGUUGAUGGAGUAGACAAGCUUACGUUUGAGUCUGAGAAUGUGAACAGUGAAGUACACUGUGAUAGGGUUUUGACGGGGGAUGCUCUCUUGGAAUUAAAUUUUGGACAGGAAGUGUGGCUGCGACUUGUGAAAGGGACAAUUCCAGUCAAAUUCCCCCCUGUUACUACCUUUAGCGGUUACUUGUUAUACCGCACCUAAGCAUAAGGAAGUUAGUAUGGAAGACAGGUGGUCACCUGGACCGAGAAUGUGGCAGGACUUUGUUAUUGAUCUCUGUAUGCACAUCUGCUGUGUUUUUGGGUGUCUAUACAAAAGUGAACUCAACCUCUUUGUUUAACCGACUAACGCUGUAAGGUUGUUUAUUUCAAAAGAAAGAUUUGAAAAUCUAUCGGUUUAUGAUAGAGUUCUUCUUCUACCUGAAAAGAUUGGAUGGCACACAAAACAAAGUACAUUGAUUAGCCUGUUAUACUUUUGUCAUUUUCACUCAUUUCUCUCUAAAAUGAUCUCAGAAGGGGCAAUCCCACAAUAUUGUCAAUUGCAGCAGUUUUUCUAAUAAAGCAUUUAGCUUUCCUGUGCCAAUAUGUAUGAGUAGAUAAUGCGUUCAUAGAUUUAAGUUCAUAGAUUUAAAUAAACAACUCAAAGACUUA
Molecule: messenger RNA, 4074 nt
Organism: Echinops telfairi (small Madagascar hedgehog)
Lineage: Eukaryota; Metazoa; Chordata; Mammalia; Afrosoricida; Tenrecidae
Gene: MMRN1
Product: multimerin 1
Exons: 8
Coding region: 41-3628 (1195 amino acids)
Molecular function (GO): extracellular matrix constituent conferring elasticity; protein binding
Source: RefSeq, a predicted model, not a curated record